Molecule: messenger RNA, 914 nt
Organism: Hylaeus volcanicus
Lineage: Eukaryota; Metazoa; Arthropoda; Insecta; Hymenoptera; Colletidae
Product: DNA-directed RNA polymerases I, II, and III subunit RPABC1-like
Exons: 6
Coding region: 126-746 (206 amino acids)
Biological process (GO): DNA-templated transcription
Cellular component (GO): RNA polymerase III complex; RNA polymerase II, core complex; RNA polymerase I complex
Molecular function (GO): DNA binding; DNA-directed RNA polymerase activity
Source: RefSeq, a predicted model, not a curated record
AAUACUAGGAUUAGGAAAUAGAUUGCUAUCUGACAGUGGUUCCAGGUCCCACUUUGCAGAGAACGUAAAAAACAAAGGAACAAACGUUUCUCAUUCACCUUGCUUGACGGUAAAAACUUGUCACUAUGAGUGAUAACGGGCAUCAUAGAUUCUUUCGGGCUCGGAAAACUUGUUGUGAAAUGCUGGAAGAUCGUGGUUAUGUUUUAACUGAGCAAGAAAAAGCAGAAACAUUUAAAACAUUUCAAGCACGUUUCGCACAAGCUGAUUAUCAACGAUCUCGCAUGUUAUUGCUGGGUACAUCUAUAACAGACGCGGACAAGAAGAUCAUGGUUUUCUUUUCUGAUGAAACGAAAAAAAUGGGCGUUAAGCCCAUCCGAGAACUUACUGAUAAAAUGGCAGAAGGAAAUAUACAAAGAGCCAUUUUAGUUGUGCAGUAUCCGCUUACUGUAUUUGCAAAAGAUGCUAUGAGUGAUGCAGCACCAAAUCAUAUUAUUGAGUGGUUUUUAGAGUCAGAGCUUUUGAUAAAUAUUACAAAGCAUGAACUUGUUCCUCGUCAUAUACUUUUGACUGAUAGUGAAAAACAAAACCUUCUAGCUCGUUAUCGUAUUAAAGAUACUCAGCUACCCAGGAUUCAGCAGGAAGACGCUGUAGCUCGUUACCUUGGUUUGUCCAAAGGCCAAGUAGUCAAGAUUGUUCGCCCUAGUGAAACUGCCGGUCGAUAUGUUACUUAUCGUUUAGUUAUUUAAAAUGCUACUAUCCACAAACUUGACCUUUAGUAUAAAGCCUUGUUUUCAUAAUGUUAGCGCAAGUCAAUUUUUCCAUGUUUUCUUAAAUGUUUUCUGUUAUUCGAAAGCACUUAAUAAAACCCGCGUCCAUUUCAGUUAAUUUUAUCAUUUUAAAUAAUCUUUGUAUAC